Molecule: messenger RNA, 696 nt
Organism: Durusdinium trenchii
Lineage: Eukaryota; Dinophyceae; Suessiales; Symbiodiniaceae
Source: the annotation of a GenBank genome assembly
AUGGUGGCACGCCCUGCCAGCUGCUCAAGCAUUCAGGUAGCUUUUGUGGCAGUCCUGACAUCUGGGAUUCUGCAGAGAUGCAAGGGCCUUCCGCUGCCUUUCGAAAACAGUUUUUGUUUCAGAAGGAGUUGGCUGGAAGGUCGGCCUUUUAGCAAUACCAGCCUUGGAGAAGGAAACGUGAUCUUUGAAGAACUGGACGAUUGGUAUGCGGAAGCGCAACCAAUCUCUGGGGAAGAGCUUCCUUUCCUUUAUGUUCGGACACAGAGCUCCACAGCUCCAGAUGACGCAUUGGAACCGUAUCCUGUGAAGUCCAUGCUGAUUGGAGGCCAAAAUCCUCGAGUCGAUGUGUCUCUACUCGCUUUGGCCAGAGCGUUUCGCAGGGAACGCUUUCCGGAGCUUCCUGCCAAAGCACUGGAGAUUGCAAGGGGAGCGUUGAGAAGAGUCAUGCAGGAAGAUCUGGAGAAGAUGCGAAAGGACAUCAAUUCAACUUCCCAGCUUGCUCCUGUCUAUUGGGACGCAUUGAAUUUGGAGAAGGCGUGGGCGUUUGGUGGAGGGGUGCCAGAAGGUUCCUUGAAUCAUGCCUUGUCCGCCAAAGUUGACGUUCCGGAAGAGAAUGAUGUGGCAGAUUCUGAUGGAUUGAUAAUUGAAACUGAUGUUGCCAUGCGCCUCAUUGCAAAAGCUCUAUCAGAUUUUUAA